AUGAGCACAGAUGAUGGUCGGGAUGCCAGAUUAAUUACAGUUGUGAAAGCCUGGAUGGACAAAUGUGCUCACAACUUGUAUGCCUUGACUCCCAUAGCUUUUACCGAUGACCUUGAUUUCUGGGAGCUUAUACCGAAAUUGAUGGAAGUUUUGCUUCGCCGAAAUCAAGAACUGCCUAUGGAUGAUGGAAAGGGAGUCCUUCUAACCCUCGAAGAAUUCCUUGUGGAUUAUGUUCACAUCACGCUUCACUUGCUUCGCAUGGAUUGCAUGACCUUGCGCCACGCGAUCGACGAGCCAGAUAGACAGGAAAGCAUGGCCCAUGCUUACUUAGACCCUCUUGCUUGGCUAUUACAAUAUAACACCAUCCCGCUUUUCCGAGCCACUGAAAAUGCCUAUGGUGCGGAAGUCGUUGAUGUUUUGGCCCGAGUCAGGGCAAAGACAAUUGCCCUCGACGUUGUCCAGGAACUGACAGACUACGCCUCCCUGAUCAUCCAGAAUGUGGCCAAGUGCCCGCACUGGGUCGGCGCCUUGAUCCCUUUUCUUCAUACCGCGAACAGCACCAUUGACAGUACCCUGGAACGCAGGCAGGGCCUGCCCGAGACAUUAUCUCUCGAUUCGCCUUCCGACACCCCUUACCUUACACUUCUCUAUGACACCAUCCGCCUGAUUAGUGAGAAGUUCCAAGAAUGGAUUACCAAGAAGUCCCCGUGGCUGACAAGUGAGCUGGCUGAGCAAUUGUUGCGUCAAAUCCAACGCUGCUUAAACAUGUUCUGUCUUCGUGACAGUGAAUUCAUCAAACAAUUAGCAAAGGACCUUUCGAUUGAGAUCCCCGAUAAUGCUGAUUCCAAAGACCAACUUCAUGUCAUCACCUGGGGAUGGAAAUUCCAAGUAUUGAAGAAAUACAUAAUGGAAGGUCGCAUGGAACUUCGAGCCCACGGCGUAGAAACAAUGCAGUCAGAUCUGAUCACAAUUUGGAAGCAGUACGUCUCCCCGGAGCCUGCAGGAAUCGCGUUACCAUUUGUUCAGUAUCUGGUCCGAUUCAUCCGGGACAACAAGAUCGUGAACUACCUUGUGGGCGUCGAUUCCCAUCCCCAAUUGAUCACCCGCAGCAGCAAUAUCGUUGGCUUUUUGAUUGUGACAUCGUCAUAUACAAAUUCAGAGACAGACAUUAUCUGGAAAUCAGUGACAGACAGUCAAGACAGCCGCAUUGUUUCUGAAGUGUUAUCGAUGCUUAUCAAGACGUUCUGGAUGCACCCAAGCACAUCACCAGCAUUGAUCUACAUCUGCGCCAAGGUUUUGGAGCUACCCUUGGAUAGAUUUGAUACACGCAUCAUUGAUAUCUGUGACAGCCUACUCGGCCGGGUCUCUGAAAGACCUAUUGAACAAGUUGGCGGUGCCUUCGUGAACACAAUUCCCUUGCGAUUAUGCGUGCGCUUGAUUCGGGAGAGUACUGCCGCAGAAGAUAUGCCCGUUGAACACAAGAAGUUGCUGCAGAGUUUGGGUACCAAGCACCUUGAGCGAUUUAUUAAAACCGGUGUCAGCCCCAACGAUAGAAUGGAGAUGUAUGAGCGCUGUAUUCAAGAUAUCGCCGAGAUGAACCAAUUCACUGCGGGAAGUAUCCAGGUGAUCAGUGCUCUUGUCCCGAUUCAUGACUCGCAAGAGAUGAGAAAGCUGGCCGAAGAAUUUGACCUGACUCGUCUCGUGAUCAAGGAUCUCCUUCACACUGUGAAUGACGAUCAAGUCGGUCUUGCCGAUGGAUUCUCGCACUAUGGCAUUAUCUCCCGUGUUGCCAUCUUGUUCCGCCUCAUCGAUAUGGCACCAGAUACAAUCACCCCCGAACUCGGGAGCGCCUUCUGGAACGAGAUUCUCUUGUCGAACAAAUUGGGCCACGAUGGACAAAAGGCAGCUUGGAACAUGAUGGGCAGUGCUUUGAGCAGAAGUUCCAAAUCCAACCCGUUUCUAGAGCGCUGCAUUCGCGAGUAUUUACCCGGACUGUCGCCGAGCGAUUACACCACUGAGAUUCUCUCUUUUGCGAAACAGUCUAUCAGUUACGAUGUCCGCUUCAACCCACCACCCCCGGCAGGAGCUGAUGAAGUUAUCACUGUUCCCGGGAUGGAGAGGAUUUGGAACUUCAUUCUGACAGCUUUACCCGGCACUAUUGAGGCUGAGGCUACAGCAUUUGCCAUCGAGGUUUACCUAGAUCAUCAGAUUAUCCGCAAUUCUCCACGAGCUGCCAUAGAAGCCACCCAUAUCGCGAUUGUCAAUCGUUGCAUUGAUCAAUUGAAAUCUACCGCAGCCACUCUUAAAACCUCUGAAUGUGCCGUUUUCAAUGAUGAUGCUUCGAUGGACAGCGUUACUCCGACUGGAGAAAUAGAGGCUGAUGAGCUCAAGUUCAGGCGCUCUCUUCUCUUUCUUCGGCAAUUCUUGUAUGGCUUGAGAACUCGCCCACUUUAUAGUCCUCCAAGAGGCACCCCUCCCCGUCUCCCAGAACGGCCAUUGAAAGGCAGCCCAAUCGACAUCUCCUGGCAGUCUUUCAACGGCAGCGCUAGUUCGCCUAUCAGUACUCUACAAAUCGGGGAUCUCUCCUCGGCAGCCGAGCUAAUGGAACGACUUACCCAGCUCACUGGGUUCUCCAAAUUGUCGGCAAUCUGGGGCGGCCAGCGUAUUGAUCUCCUCAAAGACCCAGAAGCACUCCUGAAGAACAUGACACUCCACCCUGGCCUAUUAAUUCUUCGCAAGGCACCGGAUGCCCAAGAAGUCUCCCGUGAUAGCAAACACCAGUAUCUUACAGCAGUCGACUCUGAAGUGCUCAAGCAUUUCGAUGAGAUCUAUGAGCUCCUCUCCCUCAAAGAUGACUUGGCGAGAGAGAUAUUUGAUUUCCUCAUUGUCUUCCCGCCACAAGAACGAGUCUUGGAGCUCGUCAGGUCAGAAGAGAGUGAUGAGAAGGCGCUGUUCCCGCUUGAGAAACCUUUCCUGGCACUCUACUCAUUCCAUGCACUCCUGUCAAGUCUUCAUGAGGAGGAAGCUCAGGUGACACCCAAGCAAAGCUUCGUAUCGCACAGCAUCAAGAUGUUAGUAGUGUUUUUGAUGUCCGACGAACUCUUGGAGUCUCUGAAGCUCAAUAAACUUCGACUUGCCCUUGCCACAAAAUCGAUUGAAUCCCUGUUGUGUGCUCUAGCUGUCUACUACCCGGAUAAUGAUAGCUCGGCUUUGAUUUCGGACCCGGCUCCUUUUGCCCAGCGGCUACUAAACCUUAUUGAAAUCGCUCGCACUCUACCUGUAUCUUCCGUGAUCGCUCCUGGCGUCCACAAGUUGAUUUGCAGUUCAUUUGCAUUCCUUAUUGAAGGCUCAGUCCGCGACUAUAAGCUAUGGGAGACAAUUAAACAACAUGCCCAGUUUGAUCAGCUGAUACGCGAGCUUCUUCUCAAAGAAUGUCGACAGACUAUCCGAAACGAUGUUGCAGAGAGGAUCAAGAUGAUCUGCAACCCUUCCAAAUUGCUAAAACAAUCGGGGAAGAUGGUUAGUGAUGACUUGCAGACUCAAAAUUCUGCAGAAAGCCCUAUCCGAAUUGACAUGCUUGCAACCUUUUGGAACGCGUUGGUCAAAAUCAUUCCACAAACAUCAGAUUAUGCUACACAGUCUGCCGAGUUUUUUAGAGUCGCUCUGUCGGUUUUCCGCUCUGUUGCCGAAAAGUCCCCCCGAGAUGUCAUUAUCAGCCAUUAUCUUCGGGAAUGGACCGAUAUCAUGUUUCGCCAUCAGAAUGAGGAGUUUGUUGGGCGUGAGAUAGUUGACGAAUUCGUCCUGGGAUUUGCUCUUUUGUUGGAGAACUGCCUUGAAUUGGCCGAUCGUGCCAAUAUCGAGCUGGAUACUUUUGAUCUCACUGAGAACAUCUUGAACAAUUAUCUUUUCCCAGAUCUGUCGGAUGUUUCCAAUGGUCCAGUCAUCCCGCGUAUCCCUGUGAUGCACACAAUGACUCGUCAGAAGCUGUACAAUAUCGUCAACCUCUUGUGCAAGCGAUCGCAUGAGAAUCUCCACCAAACUAUGCAGCAGCUUGAAGACAUUGUGCCUCGCGACAUUUCCUACGGCCCGAAUUCUAGUUUCGAUCGUUCCAAGAUGAUCCGAGCCCCAGAGGGAUACGCGGGUCUAAAGAACCUGUCUAAUACCUGCUAUCUCAAUUCCUUGAUGACGCAACUUUUCAUGAACGUGGAAUUUCGGGAUUUCAUGCUUAGACUGCACGUCGUGGAUGGUGACUCCUCUCAGCGGCUGCUAGACGAAACUCAAAGGCUUUUUGCAUGGAUGCAAAAUACUUGGACGAAAAGCAUUGAUCCGCAGUCUUUUGUUGAGAGCAUUCGUACCUAUGACAACGAAGCCAUUGAUGUGACCAUUCAAAUGGAUGUUGAUGAGUUCUACAAUCUUCUCUUCGACCGCUGGGAAGCCCAGGUUGUCGACGCAAAGGACAAGAAGAAGUUUCGAUCUUUCUACGGUGGUCAGUUGGUCCAGCAGAUAAAAUCUAAGGAGUGUUCGCACAUCUCCGAGAGGCUGGAGCCAUUCUCUGCUAUCCAGUGUGACAUAAAGGGCAAAGCAAGUCUCGAAGAAAGCUUGCAGGCGUAUGUUGAGGGUGAGAUCAUGCAAGGUGACAAUAAGUACUCUUGCACUGCCUGUGGUCGUCAUGUUGAUGCUGUCAAGCGGGCCUGUCUGAAAGACGUCCCUGACAAUCUCAUUUUUCACUUGAAACGUUUCGAUUUCGACAUGGUGUCAAUGAUGCGAAGCAAAAUCAACGAUGAAUUCCAGUUCCCUGAACGAAUUGAUAUGACGCCAUACAAUGUUGAGUAUCUAUCUGACCCGGAAAUGCUUGCUGAGCCUGAUGUCUUUGAAUUGGUCGGUGUUCUAGUCCACACUGGUACGGCUGAAUCUGGGCAUUACUACUCAUACACUCGUGAGAGACCCUCUGCAGACUCUGUAUCGUCAUGGGUCGAGUUCAAUGACUCGGAUGUCAGCCGAUUUGAUCCUUCCACAAUUGCGGACCAAUGCUUCGGUGGCCAGGGCGAUUCGAUGCAUUCGAUGGGUGGGGUUCAGAUUAACAAAGCCUGGAACGCUUACAUGCUGUUCUAUCAGCGUGUAUCGACAAUGGAGAAGUCAAAAGAAAGCUAUCAGCCGUUGAAACAAAAUUGUCCGGUGCAAGUCCCCGUACCCGUUGACUAUGCGAAUCACAUCGCUAUGGACAACGAGCUGUUCAUUCGAACCUAUUGUCUUCUGGAUCCUUCCUAUACAUUCUUUGUACACCGUCUCCUUGAGAGAUUACGCGAGACGAAUUUUGAGUAUGCCCAUAAAGCAGAACUUGAAGUACUUGCCAUGGACAUUGGGCUCGAUACAUUCGAGCAGCUGAUUGCGCGAACCAAGGAUUAUCUGGGAGCAGACUGUAUCUACACUGAGCUAUACAAAUUGCUCAGUCGGAAUCCACGCGCAGCUUUGCAGACGUUGAAAUGGGCUUGUGACAGGGACACUUCGUUUCACAACAUUAUUUUGCGAACUUCUAGCCAGGAAAUUCGACAAAAGGGUAUUGUGCUCCUGAUAGGAUCUCUCAAACGACUCCGGAUGCACCUGAAAGACCCAGACAUGGAUGAGACCGACCGUGGUCACCUGGAGGGUCAAGCUCAGCCGCUUAUUGAGCACAUUGUGGAGAUGCUGCAGCGUCUGUGGCCUGUACUACUGGGCACCCCACGCGGCUGGGACGAUUACUUCGACUGUUUUCUCAGACUUGCCGAGUGUGGACCCGAGGUCAUUGGCAUCUUGCUUGAGAAAAACAUUCUGACCCGAUGUCUCGAAAUCAUUUGGCUCGACCAGGACGACAAGAUGAGAUUAAGACUGUCCUACCAGAAUUACAGCAGACUGUUAGAGAAGGGGCGCCGGUUCAUUUAUAAGAAUAUGCUGGUCCUCUGCUCUGUCCUCUUCAGGAGUAUUGACUUCUCAUUGCCUCCGAUUUCAGACAACGAAGUUCGUCGAAUGUCACCAAACGGAAAGUACGCGCUCACCUACACCGAAAGCAAGUAUAUCUGGCAGGUCGACGAUGAUGGCAAUGCCGGCUUUUUAAAGCAAUUACUCCAACAUGAGCAUUUCGGUCUUCAAGAUGCUAUUCUGGAUAUGUUUGUCAGCCUUGUGGCAGCAGAGCCCGAAGCGAACUUCCUGGAUCGUAUUGUCAAAACCUUGGAGCUUGGUCUGCGGCUGUCACCGGCUGAUCUUUGUGCUCCAUUUCUUUGCAUCGCAAUUGUCUACUGCAAGCACGCACCUGAAGUAGGAGAGGUGGCUGGCAUGAUCGACUUUGUGGCCAAGGGGGUGAGCUCCAUCAACAAUAGUGGUGGCAUUGACCACAUUGACUUUUUCGCGCAGCUUUGCAAUCAAAGUGCUGUCAAUGAGCGGCUGUCGUUGGGACCAGAGUGGUUCAAGAGUGUUGUUCAGCAUAAGAUUCCUGACUUUGCUCCAACCUUGCUGGUUGAUACCGAAAGAGUGGUCCGCCAACAAACACUUGACAUUGCCAACAAGCUCCUUUUCACUCUGGAUCGUGAGAAUAACCUUGAAGAACCUCGCUCGCCGCACAUCGAAAUUGGCAGACAGCUAGCAAAAGCCUGCGUACAAAGGAUCAAUGAUCCAUUCCUCACUGGGCAAAUCGCAAGUGUUGAGUCCAGACUGGUGUACAGCAUCACAUCGACCCUUACUCAUUGUCUGGAGAACUAUUUCGACCCUGAGAAUGAACAGGAUCAACUCUUCAUUCACCGGGCAAACGACACCCUCAACUUGCUCGAUCAAAUCACGGUCGAUGUCCCCGACGACUUUAUCUCAGAAUCCGAAAUGCCCUCUCCAGAAGAAUGGGAAGCCACAUCUGCGUUGGCUAGCGACUCUGAAAUGGGAGUCGCGGGCUCCCCUUAG
This is a messenger RNA of Penicillium longicatenatum, 6924 nucleotides long. RefSeq lists its product as uncharacterized. Gene Ontology annotation, cellular component: cytosol; nucleus. Gene Ontology annotation, molecular function: cysteine-type endopeptidase activity; cysteine-type deubiquitinase activity. The coding region runs from base 1 to 6924 and encodes 2307 amino acids. NCBI's taxonomy places the organism in Eukaryota, Fungi, Ascomycota, Eurotiomycetes, Eurotiales, Aspergillaceae. Gene Ontology annotation, biological process: protein deubiquitination. The transcript has 4 exons. The record is from RefSeq and is a predicted model, not a curated record.